Belonocnema kinseyi is the source of this 1578-nucleotide messenger RNA. RefSeq lists its product as uncharacterized. Bases 45 to 431 code for a protein of 128 amino acids. Lineage: Eukaryota; Metazoa; Arthropoda; Insecta; Hymenoptera; Cynipidae. The record is from RefSeq and is a predicted model, not a curated record. The transcript is spliced from 3 exons.
GCCAAAAGCAGCAAGUGAAAGAAGAAUAUUCCCAACUUUAAAAGAUGAAAAUCCAUGUUGGCGCUCCUCUCCUCACUCUAGCGAUUUUCUUCAGUUUAAUUGAAUUAAGUUCACAGUACAAUAAAGAUAUUCUUGGGCCCGAAGAUAUGUCUAUUCCGGAUUACCUGGACAUCGUUUACACUAUAACGGAUGAUUUAGAUGUAGUGGCACAUGAUGGGCACAAUAAAGUAGUUUACGGGCUAAUGCACGUUGGUGCUACACCUGCUGAGAAUAGAGUGGUUUGUGCAUUAGAAAGAGAUGGAGAGAAAUUUUGGGCGCGUAAAUUAAUGGUACAAGGCGAACAAGUUACGGUGGAUGCGGCCAAUUUUUAUUCUUGGACUGACCAAGACACAAAGUCAUAUCAAAUCGAAUUUGACAAAGUGAUUUCGUAAAAGAAUAUUUGACAUUUCUGACUGCACAUCUGUUUUUAUGUCGACACUCGUCCUCGCUCAAGGAGAAACCAAUAUUUCCUUUUUUUCCCAACAGCAGCGCCACCUACUGUACAGCAGUUGGGCGUAGGCUUGGUACAGUUGUCAUCAAAGAGCUUAUACAGAUAGAGUAGGCAUGCCCGUAAGUGGGAACGUCCACGGUUAGAAAGAGAGAGACGAUUGCGUUGGGUUGCUAUCUCUCUCUUUCAUAGCGUACUGCGCACGCGCGCAGCGCUGGUAUAACGGUCAAACUUUAACCUAUGUAUCUCAAUGUUAUUGUUAGCAGUAUAGCUGCGAACCAAAGAUUGUUGGGCUGUAUAUGUUUAUUUAAUAUGACUAUUAAUUGUUGUCUGUGUAAGAAGGAAUCAAUACCUGGAGAUAAAAGUCGUAGUUUCCACAAGUAUCAUACAUAUACGUUAACGAUUAAUGACAUAAACAAGCGAUUCAAUUCACGGGUGAACGUUAAUGAGGUCAAUGCGCAUGCUCCAGUAGACAAAGACAGCAACCCAACGCAAUCGUCUCUCUCUUUCUAACCACUGACGCUCCCACUUGCCGCGCGCCUUUAGCAUACCUACUCUAUCUGUAUAAGCUCUUUGGUUGUUAUACUUAUUUUGGCGUAUCGGACGACCCAAACUAGUUUUCCCAAAUAGAGUGUGGUAUUGAUACGCAUGCGUGAAUAAACGUUUUCUAUUGGCUCUGUUUGACGCAUGCGCAGUGGUGCACUGGUCCAUCUUUGGUAGCUCUUAGCUAAACGGCGCAGCAAGAAUGCGAAAUGAAUGAUUAACAUUCGUCCCAACGAAUAUCACAACUGGUGUGCUAGUAAAUACCUACAAAUGCUGUCGAGAAAUUCUUUUCGCGCUCCUAGUUCCUAAUUUUGUAUUGAAAUUAUAACAUUUGGACAUUAUUUUUUCUUAGUUUCGUUUUAAAUUACUCUUCUAUUCUUAAGUUAAAAAUAUUCUGUGAUUCGUGUGUUGAGUGUAUAAUUGCAAGUAGUAAUAAUAUUGGUGUAAAUUAAUUAUAACAUUUGUAUUCGACUUCGCCAAAAAACAAUAUUUUCUAAUGAGAAAAAUGUACCUGAGCAUUAAAGAAAUAAACGGAUUAAUAUGACAGA